AGCGUCCUAUAAAAGCCGGGAUCCCACGGUCACACGCGCACGUCUCAGCCUCCGCUCCACGCGCGUUUACGUCCCGGAGAACCCGGAGAACCCGGAGAAGCCGGAACCGCAGGAACCCUCCGUCUAUGGUGGAGACCGAGUCCCCGACAAGGAUGUCCCGGACCGACGAGGUGCACCGCAUCACCGAGAAUGUGUACAAGUCCAUCAUGGAGCAGUUCAACCCCUGCUUAAGGAACUUCAUCGCCAUGGGGAAGAGCUACGAGAAGGCGCUGACCAGUGUCACAUACGCUGCAAAGGGCUACUUCGACGCUCUGGUGCGGAUGGGCGAGAUGGCCAGCGAAAGUCAAGGCUCUAAGGAUCUUGAGGAGGCAGCAUGGGAGGUCCUCUUUCAGAUGGCAGAGGUCCACCGGCAGAUCCAGAUCCAGCUGGAGGAGAUGCUCAAGUCUUUCCACAACGAGCUUCUCACCGAGUUGGAGAAGAAGGUGGAGUUGGACGCCCGCUACCUGAAUGCUGCUCUGAAGAAGUACCAGAUGGAGCACAAGAGCAAAGGGGAGAGUCUGGAGAAGUGCCAGGCCGAGCUGAAGAAGCUGCGCAGGAAGAGUCAAGGCAGCAAACACCCGUCCAAGUACGGAGACAAAGAGAUGCAGUACGUGGAGGCCAUCAGCAGUAAACAGGGGGAGCUGGACAACUACAUCGCCGAAGGAUACAAGAACGCCCUGUCGGAGGAGAGGAGGCGCUACUGCUUCCUGGUCGACCGUCAGUGCGCCGUCGCCAAGAACAGCAGCACCUACCACAACAAGGGUAAGGAGCUCCUGGCCCAGAAGAUCCCGGUUUGGCAGCAGGCCUGCGCGGAACCCAACAAGCUCCCGGACCGGGCCGUGUUCCUGGCCCAGCAGAUGAGUGGAGCCGCGGGGGGCCUGCCCAUCUCUGAGCCCCUCCCUGGGGCCAAACCUCUGCCCCUGCCCCCAGAGCUGGCAGCCCUGAGAGCAGGAGGAGCCCUGGGCCAGCAGAGGCUGAUGGGUGCUGUGGACGGGGCCAUGCCGGUGAUGAACGGCACUGCGGGGGCCCACGGUGUGGACGACUACCAGCAGUGGAUGGAGGGGAAGAUGGCCCAGGGGAAGGUGGCCCCCCAGACCCAGAGACACGGGGGGGACGUCUACUCCAACACCCUGCCCGUCCGCAAGGCCGCCCCCGCUAAGAGCAAGACCACCCUGACUGAGACCCGUACCCUGCCCAGGUCCAGCUCCAUGGCGGCGGGGCUGGAGCGGAACGGUCGGACCCGGGUCCAGGCCAUCUUCUCCCACACGGCCGGAGACAACAGCACCCUGCUGAGCUUCUGCGAGGGCGACGUCAUCACACUGCUGGUGCCCGAGGCCAGAGACGGGUGGCACUACGGAGAGAACGAGAAGAACCGCAUGCGGGGCUGGUUCCCCUUCUCCUACACUCGGCUCAUUUCCGACGCAGACGGUGAAUCCAUGAGGCAGCUGCGAGUUCACAAUCUCCACCAUGGUAAAAGCAGUAGUACAGGGAACCUUCUGGAACGGGACGACCUGACGCUGCCUGUGGCCGACUACGGCGUCCACCCUCGCAUGGCGGCGGCGGCGGCGGCUCAGAGCGCGGUGGCGCUCCACGGCCGACAGCAGCGUCCGUACAGCGUGGCCGGACCCGGAUUCACACAGUCUGGAGUUGAAGAAUAUGAGCCACGCUUCCCCACAAGUUCCACAGAGGGAAAGUUGAUUUCCACAGUGUGAGGACAGACAGACAGACAGACAGACUGACCAAUGGAGGCAGUAGGACAGGCCCCGCCCCCUGAAACCCCCACCGUCCAGGAAGAGGCAAUAGGACAGGCCCCGCCCCCUGAAACCCUCACCGUCCAGGAAGAGGCAAUAGGACAGGCCCCGCCCCC
Molecule: messenger RNA, 1906 nt
Organism: Sphaeramia orbicularis (orbiculate cardinalfish)
Lineage: Eukaryota; Metazoa; Chordata; Actinopteri; Kurtiformes; Apogonidae
Product: brain-specific angiogenesis inhibitor 1-associated protein 2-like
Exons: 15
Coding region: 126-1751 (541 amino acids)
Biological process (GO): actin filament bundle assembly; positive regulation of actin filament polymerization; plasma membrane organization
Cellular component (GO): nucleoplasm; cytosol
Molecular function (GO): cytoskeletal adaptor activity; protein binding
Source: RefSeq, a predicted model, not a curated record